CCCGUCGACCGACGCCACCGCCCCUCCCCCUCCCCCUCCCCUCCGCCGCGUGCUGCCUACGGAUUCCAGAAAUUACAGUCCGAUAUGGCGACACCCUACACACCUAAGAGCAUCCUCAUUACAGGAGCUGCUGGUUUCAUCGCUUCCCAUGUCACAAACCGCAUUGUACGGAACUACCCUGAUUACAAGAUUGUCGUCCUUGACAAGCUUGAUUACUGCUCCAAUCUGAAGAACCUUCUCCCUGCCAGCUCGUCACCGAACUUCAAGUUUGUCAAGGGCGAUAUUGCAAGUGCUGAUCUUGUCAACUUCCUCCUGGUCACAGAGAACAUCGAUACAAUAAUGCACUUUGCAGCCCAGACACAUGUUGACAAUUCUUUUGGUAACUCCUUUGAAUUCACCAAGAACAACAUUUACGGUACUCAUGUUCUUCUUGAAGCUUGCAAGGUCACUGGGCAGAUCAGGAGGUUCAUCCACGUUAGCACUGAUGAGGUCUAUGGCGAGACUGAUGAGGAUGCAGUGGUUGGCAACCAUGAGGCCUCACAGCUGCUCCCCACAAAUCCUUAUUCAGCCACCAAAGCUGGAGCAGAGAUGCUUGUCAUGGCUUAUGGGAGAUCCUAUGGUCUGCCGGUCAUCACUACCCGGGGAAAUAAUGUGUAUGGUCCUAACCAGUUUCCUGAAAAGCUUAUUCCGAAGUUCAUUCUUUUGGCUAUGAGAGGAAAGCCCCUCCCAAUUCAUGGUGAUGGAUCCAAUGUCCGAAGCUACCUCUAUUGUGAGGAUGUUGCUGAGGCUUUUGAAGUCAUUCUUCAUCGUGGAGAAGUUGGACAUGUUUACAACAUUGGAACAAAGAGAGAGAGGACAGUCACUGAUGUUGCAAAGGAUGUCUGCAGGCUUUUCAAUCUUGAAGCUGAUAAAGUAAUCCAGUUUGUCGAUAAUAGACCUUUCAAUGAUCAGAGGUAUUUCUUGGAUGAUGAGAAGCUCAAGAGUCUUGGGUGGUCUGAGCGCACUAGAUGGGAGGAGGGCCUGAGGAAGACCAUGGAAUGGUAUGUAGCCAAUUCUGACUAUUGGGGUGAUGUUUCUGGUGCACUGUUGCCUCAUCCGAGGACACUGAUGAUGCCUGGGUGUGAGGGCUCUGAGGAAAUUAAAGGAAUGCUAAAUCUGUUUACUAACAAUCAAACGAAGAUGGUGGCUCCAACAUCAGAAGGUUCUUCCCAAACUCGUUCGCUCAAGUUCUUGAUAUAUGGCCGGACAGGAUGGAUUGGUGGACUUCUUGGCAAAAUAUGCGAGAAACAAGGAAUUCCAUAUGAAUAUGGAAAAGGUCGCUUGGAAGAGCGCUUUUCCAUUGUCCUUGAUAUCCAAACUGUUAAGCCAACACAUGUCUUCAAUGCUGCUGGUGUUACUGGCAGACCCAAUGUUGAUUGGUGUGAGUCUCACAAGCCAGACACCAUACGUACCAAUGUUGUGGGCACCUUGACUCUAGCUGAUGUUUGUCGGGAGCAUGGGUUAUUGGUGAUAAACUAUGCCACUGGGUGCAUAUUCGAAUAUGAUGCAAAUCAUCCUGAAGGAUCGGGCAUCGGCUUCAAAGAAGAGAAUAAACCAAACUUCACUGGUUCAUUCUACUCAAAGACCAAGGCAAUGGUUGAGGAACUGUUGAAGGAGUACGAGAAUGUCUGCACUCUGCGAGUCCGGAUGCCGAUAUCGUCUGACCUCAACAAUCCCCGAAACUUCAUCACAAAGAUUAGCCGUUACGACAAGGUGGUAAACAUCCCAAACAGCAUGACUGUGUUGGAUGAGCUUUUGCCGAUUUCAGUUGAGAUGGCAAAAAGGAACUUGCGGGGCAUCUGGAACUUCACCAAUCCUGGUGUGGUCAGCCACAAUGAAAUUCUGGAGAUGUACAAGAAGUACAUGGAUCCCAGCUACAAGUGGACAAACUUCACGCUGGAAGAACAGGCCAAGGUCAUAGUUGCACCUCGGAGCAACAACGAGAUGGACGCGGCAAAGCUGAAGAGAGAGUUCCCCGAGCUGCUAUCGAUCAAAGACUCAUUGAUCAAGUAUGUCUUUGAGCCCAACAGGAAGGUCCCAGCAACUUGAAAGCCAGAACAGGUAAUAAUAUAGGAAACAUAUACCAAGCACCAAAAGAUUUUAGGAAUCAUUCGUCGCGGCGAUUCAUUAGAAUGUUUUUACGAUACUUGGCAGCAUAUCUCUGUUACAGAUUCACAGCAUCAUUUGAACUAUAUAUUUGGCAGUCUGCUGGUCGCAGCAAAGAUAUCUUGUACCAUGAUUCUGUCAAGAAACGAACUAAUGCCGAGCACCUUUAAAUCCUCUUA
This is a messenger RNA of Hordeum vulgare subsp. vulgare (domesticated barley), 2324 nucleotides long. RefSeq names its product trifunctional UDP-glucose 4,6-dehydratase/UDP-4-keto-6-deoxy-D-glucose 3,5-epimerase/UDP-4-keto-L-rhamnose-reductase RHM1-like. The record is from RefSeq and is a predicted model, not a curated record. Gene Ontology annotation, molecular function: dTDP-glucose 4,6-dehydratase activity. NCBI's taxonomy places the organism in Eukaryota, Viridiplantae, Streptophyta, Magnoliopsida, Poales, Poaceae. Gene Ontology annotation, biological process: nucleotide-sugar metabolic process. The transcript has 3 exons. Bases 85 to 2088 code for a protein of 667 amino acids.